CAGAACUCAGAAAUAAAGGUCUUAAAUAGGUAUCAAACACCUUUCAUUUAAAUUAACGUUACUGUGUAAUAAUUUACAUAAUGUGCUUAUAAUUUGGCUGCAACUGUAAUAUUGCCAAUUUCCUAUGCAACAAAGAUAAUCUCUACCUUUGAUUUCCUACUAUAUAUGUGUUGUUUGUGUUGACUGUAAGUAAUAAGAUAUUGACUCUUGUAUUUUAACUACACGUCUAAGUAUUAAGUUAUCCGUAAUCAAUGCCAUACAUUUUGAUUCGAGGCAAUCUUGCUUCGUAUGGGCAUAAAAACCCUUGGCGAGUCUUGGUAUCCGGCUUGAAAGCUGGUGACAUUGAGCAACUGAAAAGAUUUGCAUGUGGUGGAUAUUGUGAUGAUUCUACCAUAGUCUACCUGCAGCAUCCCUGUGUAAUCUUGAGUGCUCUUGAGGUAUUAGGUUACAAAGUUGUAGCAUCAAGUUCAACUGCUGUAAAACAAGAUUAUAAUGAGUACAUGUGGACUAUGAGAAAAGAAUUUUCUGAGCCAGAACCAUCAAUAAUUGUUGAACAAGACAAUAUAACAAACUUUAGUAAAGAAGCUUUGCAUUACCAACAUUCUAAUAAGGACGACGAGCCUCUAAUUUGAUUGCAAAUCCUAUUCCUGAAGUAGAAGAUGGUGUUGUAUAUGUCGCUAUAAAAGGGUCAUUGCAUUCUAAUGAUUGUUCUGCAUUUGGAUUAGGACAGGAAGAAAUUAAAGCACUUAUCAAGAAAUUUC
This is a messenger RNA of Danaus plexippus (monarch butterfly), 761 nucleotides long. RefSeq lists its product as uncharacterized. NCBI's taxonomy places the organism in Eukaryota, Metazoa, Arthropoda, Insecta, Lepidoptera, Nymphalidae. The transcript has 4 exons. The record is from RefSeq and is a predicted model, not a curated record. Bases 252 to 632 code for a protein of 126 amino acids. Gene Ontology annotation, biological process: negative regulation of biosynthetic process.